AGCCACUUAUUUUCGUGCAAAUGACAUACUUUGUACGAUAUUUCGCACGAAUUAUUCCUAGAUUCGCACCAUUUACAGAACUAGCGUGAAAAUGUGGGUACAACAAGGGAUUUGGCCGCCGUAAACACGCUUCCGAUCGAGUGCUACAAUUUUCGUUAAUUUUGUCACGGCGGCAAGCACUCCCCUUUAGUAAAUUGUAAAUAAUUGUAAAUUAAGCACCAGGCAACGAAGUGCCAGCACGAAAGGAUGCUUUACUUGGAAGAUUAUGUCGAAAUGAUCGAGCAUCUACCACAAGAGUUAAGAGACCGAUUCACAGAAAUGAGAGAAAUGGACUUAGGUGUACAAAAUUCAAUGGACAGUUUAGAAAAAAAAGUAAAGACCUUCUUUUCGAACGCGAAGAAAAUGAAACCUAGCGAAAAGGAAGCAGAAUACGAAGCCAUUAGAAGAGAGUAUUACAAGACUUUAGAGGAUGCGGACGAAAAGGUGCACUUAGCUAAUCAGAUGUACGACUUAGUAGAUAGAUAUUUGAGGAGAUUAGAUCAGGAACUGCACAAAUUUAAAAUGGAACUAGAGGCAGAUAAUAAAGGUAUCACGGAAAUAUUGGAGAAAAGGUCACUGGAAUUAGAUCAACCGCCGACGAAUAGUAGUCAAAAAGAGAAUCGGUAUAGUUUUACAACAUCCAGUAGGUCACGAGACAAUCACAGUCAUUCUCGGGCAGAAAAAAGAAGAGAUUCAAACGCAUCCUCUACUUCGAUAGAAAAACGGUUAGCUAUAGAAAAAAUUUCACCGAGUCUUCCUGAAUCGCGACCAGCUUCUGCAAAUUCAGGACCAAUUAUUGCCGCUACAAGCGUGCCAUCAACCCCUAAUGCCAUUGCAAACUCUGUUGGCUCCGUAAGUUAUAACCUUGGUCACAUAGGAGCUGGUGGAAACGCCAUAGCAGCUGCAGCAUCCCAGGCGAUUGCCGCAACGCAACAAAUGCAACAAGGCAGACGUACCGCCAGCUUGAAAGCCAGUUACGAGGCGAUCAACACUGGCGGUGUACACGCGGCUGAAUUUAGUAGAGAAUUAGCUGGUGCUGCUCAAACGGCUAUUGCAGCUAUACAAGAGACAACUAAAAAGCAUAAAAAAAAAGUAACGACCGCUGUCCCAAGUUCGAGCGUAGUUGCUGCUUCUGUUCAGCAACCAGUAUCACCCCCAGUCAUAACUACGAAUACACAAGUUGUGGAUACGGAUAAUCCAGAUUGGACAUACGAUCCAAACGAGCCAAGAUAUUGUAUAUGUAAUCAAGUAUCGUACGGAGAUAUGGUCGCGUGUGACAAUUCAGAUUGUCCAUUUGAAUGGUUUCAUUAUCCAUGUGUGGGUAUCACUGCGCCGCCAAAAGGCAAGUGGUACUGUCCUCAAUGUACAUCUUCUAUGAAGAGACGCGGAGGACGGAAAAACUGAUUCUACUAUAAUCAGUGCAAAUACAAUGAAAAAAAAUUGCUACUACCUCUUAGGCACUGUCCGUCAAGUACCAACUUAGUUAGGAAGCUGUUAAUUCUGAUUUUAUAUGACUUUUUAAAUGUGUUUAAAGUUUAAGUCGUAAUUUUAUCUGGUCUUGGUCUUGUCUCAUGAAAUUUAAAUUUUCUGUUUUUCUAAAGCAGAAGAAUGCAGUUUUUUUUACUGCGUUUUGUAGAUAAAAAAAAAAAAAAUACAACAAAAGGUGAGAUGGUGCAAAAAGUGAGCUUUGAACAAAUUUCGUUUUAAGAAGUUCUGCGUACAAGUAACUGCAAAUAUUUUUAUAUUUUUUGCACCAUUCUGUACUACGACCACAUUAGAUAGUUUCUACGAAUUUACAUUGAAAGGUAAUCAUCUUUCCCUCUGGAUACGAUACAAUCGAUUGACUGAUACCCAGAGGCAAUUCCCCACGGUGAAUUUUCGAAAUUUACGUUUCUAGUUUACAUGACGUCAGACAACUUUCGAACAAUCUUCGUGUAUUUACGUACUCCUGUUAGUUCAGACGUGCUUAGUGUCUCGCUGACGACUGUGCGAGCAGUAAUGUUUCAAGUGUUCCACGCUUUCAGGAAAGAAAAAGUAAAGACAAAAAAAAAAAGCUGAUACAAACGAAUCGAGAAAAUACUACUUUCGAAACGGAGUAAUGUAGCUACUUGGUGUAUAAAUAAAAUGAUCG
Molecule: messenger RNA, 2170 nt
Organism: Colletes gigas
Lineage: Eukaryota; Metazoa; Arthropoda; Insecta; Hymenoptera; Colletidae
Gene: Ing3
Product: inhibitor of growth protein 3
Exons: 6
Coding region: 247-1443 (398 amino acids)
Biological process (GO): regulation of DNA-templated transcription
Cellular component (GO): NuA4 histone acetyltransferase complex
Source: RefSeq, a predicted model, not a curated record